Salvelinus sp. IW2-2015 is the source of this 1040-nucleotide messenger RNA. It is a transcript of the gene hbae4, whose product is annotated as hemoglobin alpha embryonic-4. Gene Ontology annotation, molecular function: organic acid binding; oxygen carrier activity; oxygen binding. Gene Ontology annotation, biological process: hydrogen peroxide catabolic process; oxygen transport. The record is from RefSeq and is a predicted model, not a curated record. Gene Ontology annotation, cellular component: haptoglobin-hemoglobin complex; blood microparticle; hemoglobin complex. Lineage: Eukaryota; Metazoa; Chordata; Actinopteri; Salmoniformes; Salmonidae. The transcript has 3 exons. Bases 503 to 928 code for a protein of 141 amino acids.
ACACACCAACUGCAACAUCACACAUUCACCCAAAACACUGUAUUCGGUGCAUUUUAAGUCAAUUUUAUUACAAUGCAUUAGGCUUAAGUAGACUUACAUUUUACUUCAUUACAUUAUUAUUAUUUAUGUUUUUUUUAUGGUCACGUUAACAGUGUGUGUGUGUCAAAAGAGGCCCCCAGUAGACCACAUGACGCAUAUCAGAAGAUGUUCGGUCUUCUGCGCAACUUGCCCACCCUCAAGUGGUUAUCUCUCCUCAGCAUUCAGAAGGAAAACAACCCGAAGCAAGGAGUAGGCCUACCGCAAACGACCGCCGCAAAUUACAAUUUUGUUUACCUCAUUUAGACAAUUGUUGUAAAUACUGCCAUAAAACGUGAUUUGCUUGCAUUUUGAUGGGUUAUAGUGGUGCAAAAAAUGGUUGACUAACACCUUUACGCAGACCUGUGCCGUGCGCCCGUUCAGACAUUCAACUUUUACGCAUAGCACCAGCGCAACGGGCUACAAUAUGCUCACAGACCACGAAAAGGAGCUGAUCGCUAAAAUUUGGGACAAAAUGAUUCCCGUGGCUUCCGACAUCGGAGCUGAAUGUCUUCUAAGGAUGAUGACGACUUUUCCCGGGACAAAAACAUACUUCGCCCACCUGGACAUCAGACCCCGGUCCCCGCACCUGCGUUCCCACGGGAAGAAGAUAGUUCUCGCGAUAGCUGAGUGUUCCAAAGACAUCAGCUCGAUGAUGGUCACCCUGGCACCGCUCCAAACACUGCAUGCCUACAAACUGAGAAUAGACCCCUGCAACUUCAAGCUUCUUUGUCACUGUAUCCUCGUGACUUUGGCCGCUCACAUGGGUGAUGAGUUCGAUCCUGUCGCCCACGCAGCCAUGGACAAGUACCUCUCGGCCUUCGCAGCCGUCCUUGCAGAGAAAUACAGAUAAGGAGCAUCAUAGCCCRAUCAUAUAAACCAAAUGUUGCUGUUCCAUUAACUUAUUAUAGAGUAUUUUAUUUGUGUGUUUUUCUUUUGUAAUAAAACCUGACAGAAACACCUGA